GGAGGGACUGGAGAGGAAAUUAAUAUUUUUAGAAUAACAGCCAGUGUGCCAGUCGUUGUCGUCAACAUUUCACAGGAACGAUGGCCUAAACGUGUGUUGUGUUAGUAAAAAAAAAAAAGGAAAAAAAAAAACCAGAUCUCCAGAUGAAUUGAGAGGAAGAUGACUUUCACAUACAGUCAGAUAUAAAACGAGGUGUUGUUGGCUGAUGGUGAGAUCAGAUUGCCAACCGGCUGCUGCUGCUCUUCAUUCAGAGAUGUAAAAAGUUAUGGCUGUAAAACGUGAGCAUAAAAGUUUUCUGAGAAUCGCUGAAGAGCGACGCUGCAGUGGAUGAGACGCGUGUCUUCCAGAUGGAGAUGGAGACGGAUCUGCGGCUGGAGUCCAGUCUGUGGGUCGGGACUAAACGAUACCGGGCGGUGCUGACCGGCUGGCACUUCAACUGGACCGAGCUGGACAAGAACAACCGAGACAAGAAAACAGUUUCAGUACCAGUAGCCGAGGUGGUCGGAGUGGAGGAGGGCCGGGUGGAGAUCCUGCCCCACAAGUCAGUCGAGGACACGGAGAAAGACUUCACAGUUUUCUACGUGAAGCGCAGCAGCAGCGGGAGCUCUUAUGGGUUACUAUGGACACUGGGCCGGACCCAGUUCAGCUGCCCCAGUCGGGUGCUCAGAGACCAGUGGACAAAACACCUGAGAGCUGCUCUCAAAACUCACAGUCCGUUGCGUCCAAACAAGCUGCUGGUGUUCAUCAACCCGUAUGGAGGAAAGAAGAAAGGAAGACAGAUCUACCACACUCUGGUUGCCCCUCUGUUUGAGCUGGCUGGUAUCAGCUCUCAUGUAAUAGUGACUGAGCGAGCCAACCAGGCCAGAGACCAUCUCCUGAAGAAAGACCUGACCGGCUUUGACGGUGUGGUGUGUGUGGGUGGAGAUGGCAUGUUCAGCGAAUUACUUCACGGUUUGAUCGGGCGGACACAACAAGAGGCAGGCCUUUGUGAGAAUGAUCCCACUGUCACUUUGCAGCCUUGUCCGCUUCACAUUGGCAUCAUCCCUGCAGGCUCUACAGACUGUGUGUGUUACGCCACAGUGGGAGUGAUCGACCCCGUCACUUCAGCUUUGCACAUCAUCAUUGGAGACUCUCAGCCCUUAGAUGUGGGUUCAGUCCAUCAGGCCUCUACUCUGGUGCGCUACUCCGUGUCUCUGUUGGGCUACGGCUUCUACGGUGACGUACUGGCUGAGAGUGAAAAACACCGCUGGAUGGGACCGCUCCGAUACGACUAUUCAGGCACAAUGGUGUACCUGAGCAACAGGAGCUAUGCAGGCAUAGUUCAGUAUCUACCAGCAGACCCGCUGCUCUCCAGCCCUAGAGACAGGACACGCUGCCUCUCAGGGUGCAGUGUGUGCUCGAGAAGCACAGAGAGACUUUUCCCCCACUCGUCAGAUCCAGGCUCCUUGUACAGCUCCCACUCCAGCCAGUUCAGCAGUGACUCAGAAGGUGAGUGGGUGAGUGUGGAGGGUAAGUUCAGGUGUGUGUCUCUCACCUGCAUGUCCAGCUCGUGUCCUAAGAGUCCUCUGGGCCUCUCUCCGUCUGCUCACCUUGCGGACGGAACGGGAGACCUCAUUCUGGUAUGGGACACUCACCCGCUGGGGUUCCUCAAGUUCCUCUACAGGCACACCAGCACACAGGACCAGUUUGACCUGCCGUUUGUGGAGGUCCACCGCGUGAAGGCCGUCCGUUUCUCUCUCCCUCCCGGAAAAGAGCAGGAAUUGUACGAAGAGAUCGAAGGGUCGAGUGGUGGGAUGGAUGAAGAAGAGGGAAGCUACGUUGAGACUGUGAGCACGACCGGAUCUCAGCAGCACCUGGCAGAGAGAAACACAGGACGAGAUGUGACCAACAAACAGAAAACAGCGACCCCCUUCCUGUGCGGUCUGUGCUGCAGUAAAUCUCCCGCUGUGUCGGUGUGGAACUGUGACGGAGAGAUCCUGCCUAUCACCGAGGUCCUCUGCAGGGUUCACGGCCAGCUGGUGCGUCUGUACGCCCGGGGCAUCGAGGACGGAGCAGCCGUGCACAACUGCAGCGAAGGAAACGGAGCAAUGUGUGAAAGGGGAUGCACCUUAUACACAAAUAGUCUCCCCUAAAUUUGGGAUAAUGAAUGAUGAAGGGGGGAUGUUAGGUAAAGGCGAGUUUGUGAAUUCACUGAGACAGCUUUCUAGUCUGUCAUGGCCAAAGAGUUCCUAAUAUUUCAGGUACUUCUACAUGUUUUCUUAUUGCAAUAAUGAAAAGAAACUAUUUAUUCUUAAAUGAUUGUGUGUUUGAAUACUGCUACUUAAAACAUUAUUAAAAGACUUGCUACACUU
Sebastes umbrosus (honeycomb rockfish) is the source of this 2351-nucleotide messenger RNA. RefSeq names its product ceramide kinase family protein. The coding region runs from base 348 to 2132 and encodes 594 amino acids. Gene Ontology annotation, molecular function: kinase activity. The record is from RefSeq and is a predicted model, not a curated record. Lineage: Eukaryota; Metazoa; Chordata; Actinopteri; Perciformes; Sebastidae. The transcript has 13 exons.